AUGCUGAACGAUAACAUCGGUGGUGGUAAUCGAAACGGUGCGGCCGCCGCCGCCGCCGGUCUUGCACCGGUGGCCCCCUCCUCGACCGCCUCACCGAUGGACGCGUCCAACUGUGAUCUGAAUGGUCACACCGUGACCAACAGUAGUAGCAGCAGCAACAACAGUAGUAGUAGUAAUAACGCCACCGCUAGCAAUAAUAGUAGCAACCCGGCCGAGAACGACAAUGGCAUGGGCAACAACAACAACAAUGGACUGACUGCGAACGGUGAUACGGGUGGAGGUGGAGGAUCGCGCCCCUUACCGGCACAGAGGACCGUAAAGCUGGACCGCACAAACCAGGAUAUCGUGCGACUGAUCGGACAGCAUCUGAAAGACAUUGGGCUGGAGCGGAGCGCCGAGAUGCUGAUGCAGGAAUCGGGUUGCUGUUUGGAGCAUCCGGCCGCAACAAAGUUCCGCAUCCACGUGCUGUCCGGCGACUGGAACAAGGCGGAUCACGAUCUGCAGGAGCUGCAAUCCAUGGUCGACAUCCGGACCGAUCGGACGAGCAUGAACGAGAUGAAGUUUCUGUUGCUCGAGCAAAAGUAUCUGGAGUAUCUCGAGGAGGGCCGUCCGAUCGAUGCGUUGCAUGUGCUGCGUAACGAGUUGACACCGCUACAGCACAAGACACCGCGCGUCCAUCAGCUCUCGUCGUACAUGAUGUGUACGAACAACCAGGAGCUGUAUGCGCGGGCCGGCUGGGAAGGCAAGGGUUCCAAAUCGCGCACCCGCCUCAUGGAUCGACUCCAGUCUUACCUGCCGGCGACGGUAAUGCUACCUCCGCGGCGACUCCGUUCGCUGCUCGUACAGGCGGUCGAGCUGCAGAACGAACGCUGCCAGUGUCACGACAUGACGUGGAGCACCAGCAUCGACAGUGUGUCACUGUUGGUCGACCAUAAUUGCAGUGCGGACGGGUUUCCGCUGCAGCCGCUCCAGGUGCUGAAUGACCACUCGGACGAGGUGUGGUUCUGCAAGUUCUCGCCAGACGGGCGACGCCUUGCGACCGGUUCGAAGGAUAACAGCGUGAUCGUCUGGGAGGUCGACCCGGUAAAGCUACUCCUGCGCAACAAACGAUCCUUCGAGGGGCACACGUACGGCGUUUCGUACAUUGCCUGGAGCCCGGAUUCGAAACACUUCAUCGCCUGCGGUCCGGACGACUGUCCGGAUCUAUGGAUCUGGGACGUGGAGCAGGAAAAGCUGGUGACGAAGUUCUCACACUCGACCGAUGACAGUUUAACGUGCGCCGCCUUUAAUCGCGACGGCACACGGUUCGUGACGGGCGGCACCCGCGGACAGUUCUACCUGGUCGAUCUGGACGGCAUUCUGCACGACAACUGGGAGGGUGUGCGCGUCAACGGGCUCGCCUUCCUGUCGGACAACAAGACUGUGCUGGCAGCGGACACGCACUAUCGGAUACGGGGCUACAGCUUCGACAACCCGCGCACCGAUUACGGCAUCGUGCAGGAACAGUGCCCAAUCAUGACGUUCUCGGUAAACUCGGCCGAUCGGCUCGCCCUGCUCAACAUCUCCUCCCAGGGGCUGCACCUGUGGGAUCUGCAGGACAAGUGCCUGGUGCGACGUUUCCAGGGUGUCACGCAAGGCAACUACACCAUCUACUCCUGCUUCGGUGGCGUAAACGAAAGCUUCGUGGCCAGCGGAAGCGAGGACAACAAGGUGUACAUUUGGCACAUCCGCCGGGAGGAACCGCUGGCCACAUUAAUCGGCCAUACGCGCACGGUGAACUGUGUCAGCUGGAACCCGGUCUACCCGUCACUGUUGGCGUCCGCUUCGGACGACGGUACGGUACGGAUCUGGGGACCACAGCAACCACAGACGCAGUGGAAUGCAAACGGUGCGACUGGGUCGUUGCAACAGGCCAACCAACAUCCGCAGGUGCACACGAAUGGUAGUGCCGGUGCCGCCGAUAGUGCCUCGAUCAGUUCGACCGGAUCUGCAACCUCCACAUCAUCAUCAACCUCAUCCUCAUCCGGUGGAAGCGGUGGUGGCGGUGGUAGUGCUGGCGGUUCCGGUCAACCACCCAAUGCAGGAGGCGGCGGAACUGGUGGCAGCAUCGAAGUUCUAUCGACAUCGUCCUGGAAUAUCACAUAA
This is a messenger RNA of Anopheles marshallii, 2145 nucleotides long. RefSeq names its product WD repeat-containing protein 26 homolog. NCBI's taxonomy places the organism in Eukaryota, Metazoa, Arthropoda, Insecta, Diptera, Culicidae. The record is from RefSeq and is a predicted model, not a curated record. Bases 1 to 2145 code for a protein of 714 amino acids. The transcript has a single exon. Gene Ontology annotation, biological process: proteasome-mediated ubiquitin-dependent protein catabolic process. Gene Ontology annotation, molecular function: protein binding. Gene Ontology annotation, cellular component: GID complex.